Molecule: messenger RNA, 636 nt
Organism: Echinococcus granulosus
Lineage: Eukaryota; Metazoa; Platyhelminthes; Cestoda; Cyclophyllidea; Taeniidae
Product: PRELI domain-containing protein
Exons: 3
Coding region: 1-636 (211 amino acids)
Biological process (GO): phospholipid transport
Cellular component (GO): mitochondrial intermembrane space
Molecular function (GO): phosphatidic acid transfer activity
Source: RefSeq, a predicted model, not a curated record
AUGCACGGUUCUCUAUCCCAGGUGCUGGAUUACUCGUGGGAUUAUGUUACUUCCCUCUUUUGGGCACGUUAUCCCAAUCCCUAUGCUUCUCAUGUUCUUCAUGAAGAUGUUCUCGAAAGGCUUCUUAUUGAUGAUCACACAUUGUACACAAAACGAAUUAUAGUCAAGCGAGGAUUCGGUAAAAUUCCCUUUUGGCUGAGAAAGCUUUUGGCAAAUCGAAAGGAACUAAUUGUUGAAGAGUCCAUAAUUGAUCUGGGAAAGAGGGAGAUCCUUACAAGGACGCGCAAUUUCGGCGGUCUCGCUCGCUAUGCUGUUUUGACCGAGGACUGCCGUUACGUCCCAAUGUUAAGGGAUCCUAGCUCCACUCAGAUUGACCGCUAUUUUGUACUGCAAUCCUCCCUCGGAGUCAAAAUUUUGCACCCCUUAUGGUCAUUCCUAAAACGUCGAUACACUAAUUCUGCUGAGAGAUCACUCCAAGGUUACCGGUUUAUCUGUCAACAGUUUGCUGGUCAACUAGACUCUCAUCCGAAUGCUGUCUUAUCGCCAUCCAAAAUCGCCUGCCGCCUUAAGGAUUUUGCUCUUAACAAACGACCACGAUUACUGCUUGCACAAGCUGGCAGUAAAAAUUCGGACUAG